Pecten maximus is the source of this 1596-nucleotide messenger RNA. RefSeq names its product zinc finger protein 862-like. Lineage: Eukaryota; Metazoa; Mollusca; Bivalvia; Pectinida; Pectinidae. The record is from RefSeq and is a predicted model, not a curated record. Bases 1 to 1596 code for a protein of 531 amino acids. The transcript is spliced from 6 exons.
AUGGCGACUAUGCUUCAAUGGUUGGGAAAGUCACCCUCAAAGAAACAGAAGCUGUCAAAUGUCGAACGACGUGAAUAUGAAAAAACACGACACAGAUCGUUUCAGGAAGGUUGGUAUAAAUCUUUCACUUGGCUAAGGCAUUCAUCUGAAGAGAACAAAAUGUACUGUACGUUAUGUGAAAAGUUUGACAGGAGCGAAAAUCCCUCCACCUUUAAAUUAGGCACAAACAAUUACAAAAUCGACAUUGUGAAGAAGCAUGAAAAGUCUGAGACACAUACUAGGAGCUUGGAGCGAUCCAGGGCUGCCUCUGUAUCUCCAGGAGAGUCAAUUGGAGAGAAAACUGUCGUUGCUCUGAACAAAUGUGCAACUUUGAAACUAUGCCAUCUCUUCAGAAAUGCACACUAUGUAGCAAAAUUAGGGAAGCCCUACACCGACUAUGUAUCUCUGUGUAGGCUUGAUGCCGCAAAGAAAAUUGAUAUAGGGAGUACAUAUCUGACUGACAAAUAUUGCCAACAAAUUAUCUCAAAUAUUGCCGAUACCAGGCGUGUGGUGCAGAGGGAUGUUGUGCAAAAGGCCAACUUUAUUUCUGUAAUUUCCGACGGGGCCACAGACUGUGCCUCUAUGGAAACCGAGAUAGUGUAUUGCAGAACGUCUGUUGGAUGUGAGGUGUCCACUUUCUUUGUUGGGAUCAAGCAUGUGAGACGAGCUGAUGCUGUGACCAUAUCCCAGGCAAUUACCUCCCUUCUAGACACCAGAUUUCCCGAUUGGAGAGAGAAAAUCAUUGCCAUGGGGACAGACGGUGCAUCUGUGAUGGUGGGGAAGAAAGGAGGGGUUGUUAAGAUUGUUUCUGAGGCUGUGGAUCGCCCUUUCUUGAAGGGAAUUCAUUGUUCUGCACAUAGGUUGGAACUUGCGUACAAGGAUGCAACAAAAAAAAUUCCCAUCCAUCAAAGAUGUGAGCUGCUGUUACUCAACCUUUAUUUAUUUUACAAAUACAGCCCACUCAACCGAGCAAACCUCAGAGCAUCAUUUGAGUCUCUUGGUAAAGCAUCAAGGGUUCCAACUAGAAUGGGUGGUACACGGUGGCUUCCUCACACAAAACGUGCAUUGAAGCAAAUGUUGGAAGGCAUGGAUGGCAUCGUCCUUCAUCUGGAACAGAUGCAGCAGCAACCCCAGAAAGAAUCAAGCUGUAAGGCAAAGAAUUUUCUGAAGGUCCUAAAAUCUCCUGAAACCAUCUAUUGGCUGCAUCUUAUGACAGAUGUCAUAAGGUGCCUGUCAAAAGUGUCAGAGACAAUUCAGGAGAAACACAGUACUGUUGCCGAUAUUGCCAGUGAAUUAGAAUGUGCAAAAAACAUAAUUGAAAAGUACAAAUCAAGUGUUGGUCCAUGUCUGAGAUCAAUGUCUCCUGAUUCAUUGCUGGAGAAGCAAAUGACAGAAAGGAAAACAAAGUUGUUGGUUUCCUUGCUAACUGCACUAACAGAUAGGUUUUCUGGGGAUGCUAAUCUUUUCCUGCCUGCUGCAACCCUCCUUUCCAUUAAAAUGUGGCCAGAUUUUAAAGAAGAAUUAGGUAAUUUCCAAGAAAAUGAAGAUAAACUUUAA